Molecule: messenger RNA, 5942 nt
Organism: Nylanderia fulva
Lineage: Eukaryota; Metazoa; Arthropoda; Insecta; Hymenoptera; Formicidae
Source: RefSeq, a predicted model, not a curated record
AAUUUUUACCUAUCCGUAUCUUAUCUUACCUCACCACGCCUAUUCAUUUUUCUCGGCAUUGCAUGAUCGCGAGUGAGAGAGAAAGAGAAAAAGAGAAUGUUACGUGCACGCUCCCGUACGUGUUAAUAUUCGGUCGAGGUACCGCGAUCUCAUCACAAACGAGCCGAUUUAGGCUCGCGGGUCGUUACCGGAAGCGCUUACGACGCGAUGUAUCGACGACGACCUAUCGAUACACGUGAGCGAGAGUCAGAACGGAAAAGGAGGAAGAAAAGCGAGCGAAAGAGAGGAGAAGAGAGCGUCAUUAAUUAAGGAUGCACGUGGCGAUCCGGGGCGUGGAGGAACACGUCAACGACGAAAUGUCGACAGACAAUGACCGGCACGUAUCGAACGAACAAUGGAUGCAACGGCGCGUAGGGGAACCGGAAGCGCCGUAUAGGAACCGAACACUCGGGGAUCCGCGCGCACCAAUCUGGCGUUCUCUUCCAUUGUUGGGAUACUCGUUGUCGCGGAUAGUCGGUCAUCCUCGGGUGUAAAUCGGUGGAAAAUGGUGCAAAAUGCUAGCGCGAAUCUUUCUCGAGUGGUCCCCGAAAGGUGCGAGAACUGUCAGCCCUUCAGUUCUCUAUUCAAUCAAUACAGCAGUUGAUUGGAUUCUCUACGGUACGAUAUAAUCAAGAAAAGAAGUUUCCACUUUACGAUGCUUAGGACUGAUUCUCUACAAAGUUAGAGGUAGAGUGACCUAUUAUAACUGCUCGACAAUUAAUAUUACAUUAUUCGACAUCGAUGAGAUCGACAAAGUUCCUGCUCGAUUAUAAUUGAAAUUAAUUUUCUGCCAAGUUAAAAAUCCGCUUUAUUGUCUGUUAUAAGGACGGUAGCGUAAAAGAAGAGACAAACUUGAUUUAACGUCACUGGAACAACUAAGACCGAUGAAAUUUUUACUCAACGUGGGAAAUUAAUUUUCUACAAAGUUACAAGUUUACGUUAUUGUUUAUUUAAGAAUGAUAAAGAACAUUUUGGGAUAAAAGAAAUCAAUUAUAAAUAAAUCCUCGAAAUGUGUCACUUCGAAAAAAAUAACAUAAGACGUACAAAUAUAAAUUUAAUGUCCAUAAUUAUAUAAAAAUUGAAGAAUAGAGAAGAGAAUAAAGAACAAAAAAUGAGUCGGCCAUCGCCGGAAAUAACGCUAACAAAAUAAAGUAAAAUAUAGAAAGUCUGCUAAUAUAGAAAAUUCGGACAUUUUUAAUCGUAUGGGAAACAAAGUUGGAGAAACUGCGUUAAACGAUAAACAGAAUAGUUUGUUGAUUUUACUUUUACUCGAUGACAAUAGCGCGAAACGUUCGCGUUGGUGUUCAUUGUGAGACCGGAUUGAAGCUGAACAACCGAUGAAACAUUUCUUUCUGAGGAUUCUCUGCGGGAGAAAGCGAGAGAAACGGAAAGAUUCAAAGUCGAAAGAAAAAAAGCAAGUAGACGAGGGUCACUGCGCCUGUUGCUUGGCACCAUUCCUAAUCAGUCGUGGUGUGCGCUGCAACGAUUGCGGCGCUAGGGCCUGCAGAAAAUCCUGUUCCCGUUGGGACACAUCGGAUAAUGCUUGGAAUUGCAUAUUUUGCCAUCAACGAAGAGCGUGGAUGAGAAAAAAUGAAAAAUGGUUCGAAAAUUUCGGUAGCACGACAAAUGAAAAGGAGGAAUCGCAGAGCUUCUUCGGCACUGCUAAAUCGCAAGUCUACAUUGCAGGACAUGCAGUUGCAACGAACAUGGAGCAGAUUCAAGAGGAUCAGGAAGAAAAGCAUGUAAUUCGAAAUUUUGUUGAGAAGAUAGUCGAGGAUCUCGUUGAGAAUGUGAAUGACACGUCGAUCGAUCGACUCUAUAAAAAUUCCGAAUACGACAAAUUUUUGGAGGAGCAUCGUCCACCAUUGAUUGCUGCUUUGACUCAAUUGGCUACAUGUCUGGAAACAUCUCUUACAAAUAAUCCAUCUAUGGAUCCGCCAGCUACGGCGCAUGCAGCUCUUAAAGAGAUCGUCGAGAAAGCUGUCGAGGAAGCUCGGAAGUUACCGGGAUUGGGUUCAUCUACGAAUACCGAACAUCCUCGAGAAGAUCGUUCAAUCGCUGAUCACAGUUACGAGGAUCUUCUCGCCACCGCAAUACUCAAUAAGGUCGUCGAAAAAUUCCAAAGAGAACGAGUGGACGGCAACAGCAAUGUGCUACAUGACACAGAUUUGCCUAAGGCAAAAUAUACUACGACUGAGAGCGAACAUGGCCUUGAGGAAAAUGCAGUGAGCUGCGAGUCUUAUCAUCGCGAAUGCAACGGUAAUCGUAGCACUUCGAUCAGACGAAAUGGAGAACCGGUGUCUUUUAUGAUGGAAGAACAGAUAGAAGAGGUAACUACGAUCACGUCGGAUGAUGAUGAAUUUCGAGGCAACGACAUCGUGGAAUUCGAAUGCACCCGGCGCGUUCCAUUCCCGGAACUCGGAAUGGAUAUCAUUGAUCCUCCGCGAGAGUUGUCGCCAUCGCCAUUAUCAUCAUCAGAUUCUUCAGAUUUAGAUUGCAAUGAAUAUUCGCCGGCCAGAACAAAACGUCAUGUCGCUGAUCGCGCGAUGGACCUAAUUUCGCCUGUCGAAUCCUGGGAGGAUAAUUGGCUAUUCCAAAAGAAAAAAACUUCUCGAACACAACCGGAUGCGGUAUCCAUGUUGGUACCGAGUUCUAAUGCGUAUUAUAAAGCUCUGAUCGGCGACAGGGAUGCUGAGGACACGUCAGAUUUAUCCGAGUGUUCCUCCACGAAAUCCGAUGAGGAGAUCGAGAAGGAACUGAUGGAAGCUAUUAACAACGUGGUCCCGAGGACUCCUAGGACGUCCGAAUGCGAUGCGAAAAAUAAUUCAGAAGUGCCAAAUGUCGCGACGCAAUUUGGAAAUGACGAAAUCGGCGUCUGUCAGGCGAAAACCAAAAUUGAAAAUUUGUCUAAAAAUGUUUGCGAGCGUUUCGAUGAGAAAAUUAAUGAAAAAUUAUUGAGAUCUUCGGAAAUCUCGGAAAAGAAAAUAAUCAAGGAUGAAAGUGAUAAAGAGAAACUAAGUGAAAGUUCCUUUACGUUGAUAACGGUAGCAAAAGGAGAAGAUAAAGCCAAAGAGAAACCUAAGGAUACAACCGAUUGCGGCGAAAGGAUAAUCCUGGUGGAAAGUUCUGCAGGAAAAAACGCAAACACGCAAGUUGAAAAAUCGAGCGAGAGAAACGAUCGAUCGGGAAAUGUCGCCGACGAAAACGAAGAACGAGAAAGUGAGUACACUGAACACUACGACACGGCGAUCCAGAGGCAUUUAGACAGUCUGACGAAAGUCGAAGUUUGCUCUGGAGAGAAUGAGAUGACUGAAACGUGCAAUACAAUGAACGAACAAUUCACAGAAUUGAAAAAUGGCUCGAUCGAAGAACAAGAAAGUGAACGCUCACAAACCAAAGUCCAAUUAUCUUAUGUAACGACUGAUGAAAAUCACAUCGGUAUGACGACUGAAAACGACCGAUUAAGCGCCCCACCACGUCCAGGCACAAUAGCGGAACGCGAGCACAAAAAAUGGGAAAAUGCGCCACCGAUCGAAAAUAAUCCUUAUAGCGAAGAGAGCAUACGAAAACGAUGCUUGGAAAGACAAUAUUCAAAAAAUUCGGAUAUUCCAGGAGUUCACUAUGACUUAACGAAGUUAAACGAAGUGAAUUUGGAAGCGCUUUUGGCACCUGACCGACCGGAUAUUAAACGAUUCGGCAGGGACUACUAUAUCAAUCAGUCGAAAGCGGCCAGCGGAGAGCAACAGGAGCAGGCUAUUAAGUCGACGAUGUCCUCGGUGUCGAGCAGACCGAGCAGCUCGCUGUCUCAGCGAUCGAGCUGUACCGGCGACGAGCAACGCGAACAACAGGUGAGUCACCACAAGCUCGAGCAAUUCGAGGCCGCCUCGCUGCGCGAUAGUCUCCCUAGACAACGCUGCCGUGAUCCCCUUGCCAGUGCGCAUUUCGCGAUCAACCCCCUCUUGCAUCUGAAGCUCACAAACGAUCGAUUACGCCACGAUGACGACAAUGAACGAAUCAAGAAUGUCACAGAGAACGAUCGCGUAGACAGGGAAAAUAUGACCGAAGACACGAGAGGUGACCGAGGAUUUACAAAUUUUGGAGAUACGGAUCUAGAAGCAAUAAUUGACAAGGAUGACAACUACGUUGUAGAAGAGAACUUGGAGAUCGAUACGAAUUUUGAGAAAUUAAUAUCGACGGAUCAAUUUUGGAGCGAUGGAAAUGCCGAUCACGAGGUUGAAGAACCUAUAGUACCGCGAUACGAUGCUAAUCGUGGAGGUUUACCGGACACUCGCGAUCUGGGCGAUCACGAUUCUGGGAUCGGUUCGCGCGAUUCGGUCAUCAGUGAUCGGAAUCGCUGGCGACGAUUGUAUCGAAUGGCAGAUAACAGCAAGGGUGAACAGAUCUCGUCGAUUGGUGGCAGGAGAUUCUGGACCACCGGCGGAUAUAAGUAUCACACGUUCGGCGGUAUCAAAAUUCGACUGAGGAAAAGAGAGGACCUCGACGAUCUUGAAGACGAAUCGACUUCGCUGCCGGAGGAACAGUUCGCGGAUUGUCCACCGGAGUUCGCGAAAUUAAAGUUUCAGACUUUUGGCGGGAUCAAAAGGAGUCGAAAGAUCGAUGGAAGCAAAAUUCCGAAUUACAGAAGGAUCCGAUUGAGGCCGAUUCUGUUGGAAGCUGCAUCUGCCGUUCCUGACGCUGACAAAAAUCGCGAUCGAAUUGUAACGGGAAAGUCGACGAACUUUGAAUUGUAUUCUAACAUUGAUCAUUUAGGAAAUUUCGAUCAUUUAGCAAACUUAAAUCGUUCCACAAGUUGCUCCACGAGUUUCGAGGGACUAGCUAGCUUCGAGGAUUCUACGAAUUCGACUUUGGAGGAGAGCGAUUGGCAGGACGAACAGGACGAGAUCGCGAACGAUCGAGUUUCAGCUGUACGCGAUGUUGGCAGAAAUCGAACGAGCUUCAAAACAAGUUAUGCGCCGAAAUACAGGAAUCCAAUUCGUAAAAGAAACGUAAAUUCGUCCUCUCUCUUGUCCUUAGAAAACGAGGACGACGAAUGGCAGGACGAGAUCGAUUCUAUUUCUAAUGAGAGUAUAAUGAACAAAUUCCUAAAUGAUAUCUCGAAGAGGCGAAAAAUUGACGCGUUCAGUGACGACAAUGUUGCAAGACGAGGAAGAGAAACACGAUCUCGGAGGCAUCGGGAAAUCUUGGAGGACGACAAUAGCAGAAAGUUGGACAAAUUGAUAAACAGAAACACUAGGAAGAGCCUGGAUAACUCGAAGAAACUUCGGCGAAUGCAAGAACAGAAGGGCGAUGAUAGGAGAAGAAAGUUGGAUGUGACAAGUUUGAGUGACGUCACGAUAUGGUAAUGAUUACGAAUGGAAUAAGUAUCAAUUUAUAAAAAUGUGCAGGAUAUAUCACGUUAAUAAUUAUAGCGUGAUGAAGAAAUAUCGUGUCAUAAGAGUAAUCCUAAAUAUUUUUGCCAUGUCAUAUAUUAAAACGUCAAAACACUUUUUACUAUAGUAAUUUAUAAAGAAAUAUACUUCAAGAUGAGUUCGUAUACAGGAUAAAAUAAAGAAUUAAUAAAGAAUAUUGCGAGAUUUUCGACGACGCAAAUAUUGAAUAUUCAGAAUGCGAGCUUCCGUGUGAAUUCCCGGAUGCAAUCAAGAUAACGAUUGUAAAGAUUAAUUGUUACAAUAUUAUAUAAUUGAUUUCUUUUUCUUGAUGAAAAAUAACAUAUCUGAGAAAAUGCAUUUAUAUUAGUGCCGUAAUUUUGUGGCCAUAUUGAUAAAAGUGCCAUGGCGCGAUGCGCUAUAAUUAUAAAUGAGUGCAAUAAUUAUACAAAAUUAAUAAGUUAUUUAUAUGGUGAUGAGUUGCAAGUGGUAAAUAAAUACGGGUGUAAAAUAAGA